This is a messenger RNA of Closterium sp. NIES-67, 9077 nucleotides long. The record is from the annotation of a GenBank genome assembly. NCBI's taxonomy places the organism in Eukaryota, Viridiplantae, Streptophyta, Zygnematophyceae, Desmidiales, Closteriaceae.
GUCCGCCGUUCCCAGCCAGGGGUCACCUCACCACCACCACUCAAGUCAGGAGUCGAUCCCUCUACUCGUCAUCUCCAACCCUAUGAUUGUGUCCACUAUCCCGUCCUACCCUAAAGUAGAUUCAAGCCGUGACUGACCAGGCGUUUUUGCUGUAGUGGUUGAGAGAGCAGGCCAUCGGGUGCGAUGCUACCACGGUUACCGUGUCGCUGCAGUACCGCACUCUAAACGUUACAACAGAAAAGGGAAACCGUAUACAGUGGCCGCAGCGGUUGCGCGAGACUCAGUUUAGGAGGGCCGUGUUGCAGCUGCUAGAUCUAGAAGCAAGGUAGCAACAGGUGGCCGACUUUAGGGCAUGCAAUAGCCAGCCAUGCAUGCUGCGCCUAGUAGCGGUGCUAAUGGGAAGCGGGCGAGACAGGAGGGGUACGGUCCUAGCGGCAACAAGGACAUAAUGCCGCCUCCCGCGCCUCACCGGCGGGGCUAUCCGCCCGCCGUGCCCAAGGAAGAAGCCCUUGCGCGCUUCCCCCCGCUUUCCCCGUCGCAGCGGAAAGGGGCAGCCCCAGCGUUCCCGUCACCAUCGACUGGCGUUUCUGCGCCUAUCAGAGGACCGUUGGCGGAAAGCAUGCUUCCCGCUGCCUCCGCGUAUCCCACCGCCUCCCCCAGCGCCAACCCUGGGUCGAUAAAAGGAGGGGGAGCUUGCGCGGGUGGCGCUGGCGCAGCUAGUGCGGGCGGGAGGGCGGAAGGGCUUCCCGCAGGCGGGGCGGAGCGCGGAGGCGCGCAUGCUGUGGCGCAGCCGUCCGCGAAUUUCCACGCGUACAAGGCGGAAUUCCAAGGCACCGCGCUGCGCGUCUACGUCCCUAAAGACUUGGGCGGAAGGUGCAUCCGCGAGUGCCUGCGCUUCCAGCUGGGCGGGGACAACGGCAUCGGGAAGGCGCUCGAACUCGGCAAUAGCCGGUCGUCGUUCAAGGGGAGUCGCGACAAGAUCAAGGAGGGCAAGAACCUCAUGUCAGUGAUCUCCCUGCGCGAGGCGCUGGGCUUCCUGGACCGCACCACCAAGGACCGCGCGCGCGCGCAGCUCAUGAAGCGCUUCAUCCACGACGCCGUCGUGCCCAAGCUGGAGCGCGGGGAGCUUCCGCCGUGGGGCGGCGGAACCCAGCGCGCGCCCGACCACCCGGGGCUGGACGAGUUUAUCCGCAAGCUCAUCCUCGCUACAGAGAAACUCGAGUCUUGCUUGCUGCAGAAGGAGGUGGCGGGGUACCUGGCGGAGCUGAAGCGCGCCGUGCGCGCCAAGGGGGAGCGGGACGUGCGCGUGGUGCUCGUGGGCGCGCCUGGCGCGGGGAAGAGCCACCUGGGGAACCGACUCGUUUGCCCCGGUAGUGACGGCACUCGAGGGCCGUUCCCUCUAGCGUCCGGCAGGCCUGCCACCACUGCUACUACCCCUGCAGCAUGGACACCUGCAGCACCCGCAGCAGCAGCGGCGCAGCAGCAUCAGCUGCAGCAGCAGCAAGGGCUGACUCCUGCUGCUGAAUCCCCUGCGGCGGCUGCUGCUGCUGCUGCUGCUGCUGGUAGUGGUGAUUGUGGUAAAGGUGGUGCUGUUGGUGGUGCUGCUGCCACCGGAAUUGAGGAGGAGAGGGGGAAGGCGGCGGGAAGCGGGAAGAAGGGAAGGCAUGGGAAAGGGGGAAAGGAAGGGAGGGAGAGGAAAGGAAGCGAGUGUGGGGGAAAGAAGAGGUGGAGAGAGGAGAAUGCAGGGGAGGAGGAGGGGGAGGACGGGCAGGGGGCAGGGGGAGACGGGGAGAAACAGCAGCAGAGGCGGCGGCGCAAGCAGCAGCAGCAGCAGCAGCAGGAGGAGAAGGAAGGCUCUGGUGUUGCUGCUGCACUGUGCGGGAAUGGCAGUUCCGGGGAAAAACGGAAGGCGGAGGGGAAGCACACGGGGAGGAGGGAGGGCGAGGAGGGGGGAAGCAGCAAGGACGGCAAGUCACACAAAGAGAGCAAGACGCACAAGGAGAGCAAGGGGAAGGGGAAGGGUAAGGGCAAGGCGCCGUUUGCUGUGGGUGGGGGCGAGCAGAGCAGCAGGUGGCAGGAGUGGGUGCAGGCGCAGCAGGACAAGCAGCAACAGGUGCUACUCAACAUGCAGCACCAACCUCCUUCCUCAACAGGUGCUCCCGCUCCCACUGCCGCCACGCCUGCUGCUGCUGCUGCCGCCGCCGCCAGAGGAGCAUCUGCCACUGCUGCAGCCUCUCCUCCUUUCCCCCACCUCCCCUCCGCGUCCCCCUCCUCCGCCCCAUCCAUUGCCGUCGCUGUGCGGCGACUCGAGCACCCCGACCCCAGCCACCUGCGUGCAUCGCUCCUCGCGCGCUCCCCCGCCGUCUACGAGUCCCUAGUGGAGUCCCUCAUUCUCGCUGACCCUGCUGCUGCCGCAGCCGUCACUGCCAUCGCUGCUAACGACCUCUCCUCUCGACCGGCGAAGGAUCUUUGCGUGUACCUCCGAGAGUGUUUCGGCUGCGCGGUGGUGGACGGUAGAGUGCGGUUGGUGGCGCCGGAAGUGGUGAAGCUGCCUGAGGCGGUGGUGGGCGGCGUGGUGGGGAAGGGGGAGGUGGACGGCGCGGAGGGGGGGGUGUUUGGGCGCAUGCAGAUGCUUGCGGGGAGCGUUGCGGGGAGGCUCACCGAGGGGCAGCGGCUGGCUGUGGAGGCGCUGCUGCUGGAGUCGCCGGCGAUAGGACUGCCUGCUGGAUACACCCUCUUUGAUACCCCGGGCGUCCCCAGCGUGUCCGCCUCGCCCCCCCUGCAGCACCUGCUGCACGCCGCGGACGUCAUUGUACCAUGCUGUGCGCGCCGGCCGCUCUCAGACGACCUCAUCCGCCGCCUUCUCUGGCCCGCGCUCUUCUUCCGCCCACGCCCCCCGCUCUUCCUCAUCCCCCUCGACUACUGCGCCAUCGGCACGGGGGGAGGCGUGGGGGAAGGGGCAGCGGGCGGAGGGGGAGGGGGAGGAGGAGGUGUGGAUGGCAGCAGUAGGGGGGGGGUUUGCGGCACUGGCUGUGGCUGCGGGUGUGGGUGUCCUGGAGAGAACAGCAACUGGGCAACGGUUGAAGGACCAGCAGGAUCUGCAGCCAUUGGAACGGACUCGCCCCUCGACCUAGCUUUCACUGGUGCUUUCGGUGCUGGCGGCGCUGGCGGCGCGGGUUGUGUUGGCAGCAGUGGCAGCGGCGGCGGCAGCGGGAGUGGUUGUGGGAGCGGGGGAGCGAGUGACGGCCCGCACGCGGAUGAGCGGCGGGCGUACUUGCGGUCGCGGUUUGCGGCGGUGGCGCGCUGUGCUGCGCUGGCGCCGUUUGUGGACGUGCACCAGCGCGUGCUGCUGAGCAACCACCUCGCCCACACCCUGGAAGUGCUGCCGCCGGGCGUGCUCUCCUUCCAGGAGCACCCGCUGCUGCAGGCGCAUGUGUUGCGGCACGACAACCAGGUGCUGCUAUGGGCCGCCACCACCCUUGCAUUCACGCUCAACGGGCUGUUCACACGGCACGGGCUGCUGCCGCUGCCAGACAGCAACGCUAACACGAGCAGCAACAACAACAACGGCAACAGCGGUAGAAAUGGGAAUAGCAGUGGCAGCAGCAUCAGGAACAGCAGCAGCGGGAAGGAGAGCACUGCGAUCAGCAACAAGCACUGCAGCAACGGCACCAGCUUAACCGAUUCAACCACCGCUACCAUGCUCCCCCCUCCCCUCCCCCCUCUCCCUUCUCCCUCCCCUCGUUCUGCUGCUCCCGCCCUACCCUCCGCGUCCUCGCCUCUCGAAGCCACUCCCGACCUCCCUUGGAACCUGCUGCUCUCUGCUGCGGCACACACUCUUUCCCACGCACCGCCACACCACACCGCACCGCUUCACACCGUGCCAUCCCCUUCUCCUGCAUCCGCAUCUGCUCCACCCACGGGUAAGACUGAACUGAUCGCCUCUUCUUCGUCUUCCCACCUGCUCCUCUCCUCAACCACCCCGUUUAUCAGCAGCCUGCCCAUGCUCCCGCCUGCGACUAUGCCCGGCAGCAGCACCAGCACCAGCACAGGCCCCACCAUCACUAGCAACGCGUUCGUCCCUCCCGGCAACAGCACCAGCACCAGUAGCGGUUUCGCAGCCUUUGGAAACAGCAGCGGCAGCAGUAGCGGCGGCAGCGGCAGCGGGGCCAGCCCUAUGGACAGCAUGAGCCGCACCUUCGCAGCGGAAGCCCACUGGGAGCACGUGCGCUUCAAAUGCGAGCAAUCCUUCCUCUCUGCCUUCCGUGAGGAGAUCGUUCAGCAGCUAGACGCUCUAAGGUCUGAAGUGCAGGAUUUCCUUGAGACGUGUGCGUGGGCGAGUGACGGCUGCGAGCGGUGGUGGCGCCGCAUGGUGGCGUUUGUGGUGGGCGCGCUGCGGCAGGCGUUUGAGGGGCUCGGGGACGUGGCGUGCGCGCUCAUGCUGGACGAACAGGAGGCUGCCAUCGCCAUGCUCACAUCGUCACACACCUCCCCAGCAGCACUGCCAUCGCCCCCACCACCCGCACACGAGGAGCAGGAGGAGGAGGUCCUGAGCCUAGGCAGCAGCUUCGUGGUGGCGUCUGAGACGGCCCUCGACAAGCUCUGGUCCACGCACCGCUCCCUCGGCCUCGAAGUCGCGCUCUCGCUGCUCGCCCCGCACCAUCUCUCCUCGCCGCGCCUGCUCCGGAUAGGGGAGGACGGUGAUGGUGAUACCUGGGGGGUGCAUGGGGAUGGGGAUGGGGGUGGGGGUGGGGAGGGAGGAGGGCGGACGGGGUGGGUGGCGGCAGCUGGGGGUGGCGCAGGAGGGAAGGAUAGAGGGAAGGAUAAGGGGAAGGCGAGGGUGGAGGAUGGGGUGUUGGGGUGGGGAUGGGGCUCGGUCGAGGCUCUGGAGAAUAUGCAGGGAAGGGGCGGCGCUGGUGGUCUGGGUAAGGGGGAGACUGGCACAGGGGGUGUGGGAGGAGCAGGAGGAGCAGCAGCAGGAAGAGAAGGAGGAGGAGGAGGAGGAGGAGAAGGAGGAGGAGGGGGAGGGGAAGAGGUGGGAGGAAGAAGAGCGGGGGGCGGAGUGGUGGUGGGGGCGGAGGCGGUGCUGCACUGCAUGGUGCGGCAGGAGAUGGAGCAGGCAUGGCGGCACCACAUGGCGUGCUCCAUAGACGCGGCAGCAGCAGCGGACUUCGCCCUGGAGUGCACGGUGCGGCUCUUUGACGCGCCCACCAGCAUCGCCAUGCGGUUGCGCCAAUGGGCCCACUCCACCAUGGCCCCCCAGGCGCUCUCCCUCGCGCUGCACGUCCUCCGCCCCCUCGCCUCCUCCUGCCUCUCACCUCCCCUACCUUCCUUCUCCCGCCCUGCUGCUGCUGCUGUUGCUGUUACUCCUGCUGCUGCUGCUUCUUCUGGCGCUGCUGUGCCUGCAGCUGCAGCACCUCCUUCAGCUGCUGGUGCUGCUGGUGCCACGUUUCCUUGGUUGCAAGCCAGAAGUGACGCUGCUGAAGGGGCACUUGUUUCCCACCCCGCUGCUGCUGCAGAGGCGAGAGCAGCAGCAGCAGCGCUGGCAGGGCUGGCAGCAGGCAGUGCUGGGAAGUUCUCUUUCCUUCCGGACCUCUCCUACGAUAAAGCCCCCGUGCUUACUGCAGCUGCCGCUGCCAGUAUAGGCGGCAGUGGCGGUGGUAGUUGCGGUGUUGGUUGCGGAAAUACUGGUGGUGGCAGUGCUGCUGCGUCUGCAUCUGCUGCUGCUUCAGGCACGGGUGUGGGGCGCAUGGGAGGAGGGGAGGAGGCGAGGGCGAGGAAGGGGGCCUUAGAUGUGGCAAGAGCGGCAGCAGUGGUGCGGGAGGUGGCUCUAGGGCUGCUGCUACUCGCCAAAGACAUUCUGCAUCCCUCUCUCACCAUCCCCUGCAGAGCCAUGCCAUCCGUGCGCAAGCUACCACCUCCCCCAGUCCUGCCUGGCCGCCACCGCACGUCCGAUACAAUCACAGUCAACUACACCACUCCCGCCACUGCAGGGGGGCUUAGCGCUAAUGGUGCAACUCACACCAUCAGCACCACCAGCAGCAGCAGCAGUUUUUGGAUGGCAGGAAUGUCGGGUCAAUCCGAAGGGGGAUAUGCAGCCAUGGUAGGUCCUCUGGGGGGGGUAUGUGAUGCAGGUAGCAACGGUGAGACGGCACGAGGGUCAGCAGGACAGGGAGGAGGGGGGUCAGGAGAGGCAUCCACGGCACGUGCAUGCGUCGACACUCCUGCUUGCUCCGUCCAAGCCACCGCUGCUGCCGCCGCCGCAGCAGCCGCAGCCGCCGCUGCUGCCCGCGCCUCCCAAGGUCUACCGCCCAGCCUUCUCCCGGACUCGGGCCCCCCGCUACUCCACCGGAAAAUGCGCCAAGUGCCCCUGCAGGCACGGCCGGGACCGGAGAUCGUGUGGGUGACGGACUUAACUGGCGGGCCGGGGGGCGAGAGGGAUGUGAAGUCGCCGUAUUCUUGGCUGGAGUUCACGAGGAGCCCAGCUCGAGCGCGGGCGAUUAAAGUGGGGCAGUGGGCGGAUAUAUUCUUGAAUCAUUACGAGCAUGUGUGCAAGCAUGCCACUAAUGUGGUGGAGCAGAUCUGCCCGCCCAUGUUCUUCAUUUCCAAGAACCCCUUCUCCCCUGCUGCGCUGCGAACCUACGACCUCCUCUCAGCCGCCUCCUCCUCCACCCCUCCAGCGCCCUUCACCCGCACACCCCACCCCGGGCCCCCUAGCACAGCUCUUGCACCACUCCAAAGGACCGGCCCACACCCUGCCUUCACUGCAUCGGCUUCUGCUGCUUCUGUUGCUGCCGGCACUGCUUCUGCCGCUGGCGUCGGUGGUGCGGCCACUGCUGGUACCGGCAGCAGCGGAGACGGCAACACAGCAGCAUCACCACCAUCACCAUCACCACCAUCGCCACCAGAGCCUUUCCUGUACUCGUUCUUGGUGGUGGAGCGGCGCCACAUGCUGGAGGUGCCGCCCGCGGUUGCGCGGCGCCUGCCGUGGCACAUGUGGCCCGUGGUCGUGCCUGAUCACUCGCACCCUGCUGAGCUCUGCGAGGCUGCCAAGCUCGUCGCCGAGUCCAUGCUCUGCAUGGGGCCCAAAUCGUACGCGCUCAUCCCUUCGCACACGCGCUUCUACGAGUUCCUCUCAUCCUCCUCCUCCUCCUCAUCCUCUCAGCAGCAGCAGCAGCAGCAGCAGGUGGAGUCCUUCGCCCCGCGCGCCCUCCAGUUCUCCCAAUCAGUCCUCGCCGCAGAGAGAUCCGCGAGCCACAGGGCGCUGCAGCAGCACAUGGGGGCGCGCGAGUUCAAGACGGGGCUCGUGGCUCUAGCCAUGGAGGACGCACACGGCACCGUGGAGGGCAGGAUGGCAUUCCAUAGAUUCAACAUGGGGUAUGACGCGGCCCUGGGGUCCAUCGCAGGUGGAGGAGGUGGAGGAGGGGGUAUGGAUGGUGGUGGUCCUGGUGGUGUUGUGUCGGCAGCGGUGCUGCAGACGAAGAUAGAGGAGCUCUUCGACCCUCUCCUGCCCACGGUAAAAGAGCGACUGGAGGAGCUCCUAGAAGACGUGCAUGCAGUAGCCGCCAUCUCCCUCUCCCACGGGGCCUACGCCCGCCAGCGCCACCACCUGCUGCGCCUGCACGGCGCCAACUACGAGGCCGGAGGCCCCCCCUCCUCCCUCAUAACGCUCAACGACAUAGAGUCCCAGCGUCCUUUCUCCUAUUGCGGGCCGAGCCGAGUCCUGGACGAGGUGCUGGUGCCGCACACGUGCUCGGAGGAAGAGUUUCUGCAGCAGUGGCGCGCCGUGCAGAAGAUCUUCUCCCUACAGCUGCUGCAGUGCGGCAGGAGAGUGCUCUGGACGGCGCAGUUCCAUGCUGUGGAUGUGCCGCCGGGGUCGGUGCGGCCGUGUAAAGGGGCUCCAUCUCGCCCUGGGGGGCACUAGGAGCACUGGGGGCAGGCUGGUUGGUUCAGGGGGAUGUGCUGCAGUGCGACAGGAGGGUGCUCUGGACGGCGCAAUUCCAUGCUGUCGAUGUGCCGCCAGGGUCAGUGUGGCCAUGUAAAGGGGCUCCAUCUCGUCCGGGGGGGCUCUAGGAGCGGACUGCAGGCUGGGAUUGGCCCCGGAGGGAUGUGUGCUGCAGUGCGGUGCGGCGCGCGUGUGCUGUGGACGGUGCAGUUCCACAGGAGUUGAGAGCUGGUUUUGGGGAAUUCUCAAUAACCAACUCAGCGAAGUUCAGUGCUGUGGAUGUCACCCCGCUGUUGUUGCUCCCGUGUAAAGCGGCUCCGCCUCGGCACGGGGGGCACUAGGGGCGGGCUGAGCGGGCUUGGAUUGGAUGGCUGGGAUGGGUUGGGAUGGGAUGGGUACAUGCUAGUAGUUGCAGCGUUUUUGGAGUCGACUGAAUCGACUCGGACCAUAUACGCGGGGGUGUGUGAGGCUGUGUGAUGUGAAGGGACUUGGUCUGCUCUGAUGGGCACUAGGGCCGCCUGUGUGCUGCAGGGUUGGGCAUUGGGCAAUGGGCAAUGGGCACACUGCUUGAGAAGGGGCGUCCACAGUGGGCACUGGAUUGGGGUGUCUCGGCUCGCUCCUCGUGUCUAGGCUGUUGAGGUGAAGGGAGGGCAGUGGGAGGGAAGGGAAGGGAUAAAGCGGGUGUUUAUCCUUCUGGCACAUGUAUGAGAGAGGGGCUCUUCAUGAUGGGGGAGGUAUACUGGUGCAACAAUUCAGUGUGCUUUACUAUGCUUGCUGUAUCAUCCAAGGGUAAGCUUCCUUGCUCGUCACAUUCACCAUGGCAUGGAGGCCUUACCUGCCAUCAGGGCCCUAGAUAUCAGCCUUUUUACGCUGAUUCAGCCUUUUUUCAGACAUUUUGUUGGUACUAAGGCUGAACACUCAGCCUUUUUUGUUUAGUGGGCCCUGAAAAAUCAGCCUUUUUAUUUGUGUGUUGCCCGAAAUUUCAGCCUUUCUUUUAGGGUGUACGCUGAAGCAUCAGCCACGUCGAAAACGCGGCAGGGGACGCGGAUCGUAACACGUCACGCAAUCGCGAUUUCCCCCCCGGAUUUCAAGGCGAGCGGCGUAACGAGCAGAACCGCGUCGACACGAACCC